Sclerotinia sclerotiorum 1980 UF-70 is the source of this 153-nucleotide messenger RNA. RefSeq lists its product with no specific name. The record is from RefSeq and is a predicted model, not a curated record. Lineage: Eukaryota; Fungi; Ascomycota; Leotiomycetes; Helotiales; Sclerotiniaceae. Gene Ontology annotation, molecular function: protein binding. The transcript is spliced from 2 exons. The coding region runs from base 1 to 153 and encodes 50 amino acids.
AUGGCUUCUUCAAAAUUCCCCAACCUCGGGAUAGCUCUUGGCAACGAGGUAGUGGCGAUCGUUGUAGGAAAAGAGAAGCGCAAGUUCGUUCUGCACAAGCAGCUGUUGUGCUAUUCCGUGCCAUAUUUUCGCCGUACUUUCUCGGCUGGAUGA